UCGCGCUCGCUGCCCCCGUCCACCAUAUUCGCCUCCCGCGCAGGCCCUGUCUCUCCUUUACCCGCCGCCGCCCACUCCCGCCCGCCCCCGUGCACCAUCCGCCCCUGAAGCUCGCCCCCGACGUCGUCGGCAGGCUGCCGCUCCGCCGCCAGAGCUCGAGCGCCCCAAUCAGCCGCUCCCCCCAGUACGUCCUGAUGCCGGACCUCGCCGUCCACAUCCUGCUGCCAUCGGCGAUUGACCUUCCCUUGUCCUGCAACCCGAACGGGAACAAGUGAAGCUCUGUACUUUCCCAAAGCUGUCAAGCCACAGCCUAACCAAACACAGCCUCAAUCGACUGGGCUCGUUCGGGAGGUUCGAUGACGAUGGUUCGGGUGAAUCCGGCGACGGCGGUUCUUGAUUCAUACAAGCACAUCAAGCGCUUGGCCGGUGGUCGGCCGGACCAGUUUGACCUCGCGGCGGUCCUGUCAGCGUGCGGGAGGCUAGGCGUCCUCGACUGUGGCACACAGGUGCACUGUGACGCGGUGAAGAGCGGCUUCUUCUCAGGCGCCUUCUGUGCGACGGCGCUGGUGAACAUGUACGCCAGGUGCGGCUGUGUGGGGGAUGCCCGCAGGGUGUUUGGCGGAAUCGCAUGCCCGGACACCGUGUGCUGGACGAGCAUGAUCUCUGGGUACCACCGAGCUGGAAGAUAUGGGGAAGCAUUGUCUUUGUUCUCGGGAAUGUUGAAGAUGGGAUCUUCUCUGGACCAAGUGACUUGUGUCACCGUCAUUUCCAUUCUCGCGAGCUUGGGUAGGCUGGAUGAUGCUAGGGCCUUGCUGAAGAGGAUGCCGGCGCCGAGCACGAUUGCUUGGAAUGCUGUCAUCUCCAGUUAUGCGCAACAGAGUGGGAUCGAGAAUGAGGUUUUUGGAUUGUAUAAGGGUAUGAAGAGGCAGGGAUUAUGGCCCAGUAGAUCGACUUUCGCCAGCAUGCUGAGUGCAGCAGCCAAUAUGAAGGCAUUUGUUGAAGGUCGACAGUUCCAUGCGUCCUCGAUAAGGCAUGGCUUGGAUGCAAAUGUUUUCGUGGGUAGUUCUCUGAUCAACCUUUAUGCGAAAUGUGGUUGCAUUAGUGAGGCGAGGUAUGUGUUUGAUUUCUCCCGUGAGAGGAACAUUGUCAUGUGGAAUGCGAUGCUCAAUGGGCUUGUUCGAAAUGAGCUACAAGAAGAGGCCAUCCAAAUGUUCUGGUAUAUGACGAGGCUUGGUCUUGAGGCAGAUGAGUUCACGUUCGUCAGUGUUCUUGGUGCAUGUGCCUACUUGGAUUCACAUUACCUGGGAAGACAAGUGCAGUGUGUGACAAUCAAGAAUGGCAUGGCUGCAAGCUUGCUUGUUGCUAAUGCAACAUUAGAUAUGCACUCCAAAUUUGGAGCUACAGAUGAUGCGAAAACAUUAUUUAAUCUGAUUCCUUACAAGGAUAGUGUAUCCUGGAAUGCCCUUAUAGUUGGACUUGCACAUAGUGGAGAAGAGGAAGAAGCAAUUGGUAUGCUUGGAUUGAUGAAUGCGGAUGGUAUAACACCAGACGAGGUGUCUUUUGCUACUGUAGUUAAUGCAUGUUCCAAUAUUCGAGCUACUGAGACUGGAAAGCAAAUCCACUGCCUAGCAAUGAAGUAUAGUAUCUGCUCAAAUCAUGCUGUUGGUAGCUCUCUGAUUGAUUUAUAUUCUAAGCAUGGAGAUGUGGAAUCUUGUAGGAAGGUUUUGGCACAGGUAGAUGCAAGUAGUAUAGUCCCAAUAAAUGCUCUGAUUGCAGGUCUUGUGCAGAACAAUAGAGAUGAUGAAGCUAUACAGUUGUUUCAGCAGGUUCUUAGAGAUGGUUUAAAGCCCUCCAGCUUUACAUUUUCAAGCAUUCUUUCUGGUUGUACUGGACUUCUCAGUUCAAUUGUUGGCAAACAAGCUCAUUGUUACACAAUGAAGUCUGGUCUUCUGAAUGAUGAUUCUUCCCUUGGUGUUUUACUGAUCCGGAUAUAUUUGAAGUCCAAAAUGCCUGAGGAUGCCGACAAACUGUUGACAGAGAUGCCAGAUCACAAAAACCUGCUUGAGUGGACAGCUAUCAUUUCAGGGUAUGCUCAAAAUGGGUACAGUUCUCAAUCAUUGCUGUCAUUUUGGAGAAUGCGCAGUUAUGAUGUUCACUCAGAUGAGGCGACAUUCGCUAGUAUUCUCAAAGCUUGUUCAGAGAUUACAGCUCUUAACGAUGGGAAAGAGAUACAUGGGCUCAUCAUUAAAUCUGGAUUUAAUUCUUAUGAAACUUCGACUAGUGCCCUCAUAGACAUGUACUCCAAGUGUGGGGAUAUCACCUCAUCCUUUGAAGCCUUCAAACAAUUGGAAAACAAGCAAGGCAUCACGUUAUGGAACUCCAUGAUUGUUGGAUUUGCAAAGAAUGGUUAUGCUGACGAGGCACUUAUGCUUUUUCAGAAAAUGCAGGAGUCACAACUAAAGCCUGAUGAAGUUACAUUCCUUGGUGUCCUAAUCGCUUGUGCUCAUGCUGGCUUAAUUUCUGUCGGUCGGCAUUACUUUGAUUCUAUGAACAAAGUCUAUGGAUUAAAGCCUAGAGUAGAUCAUUAUGCGUGUUUUAUUGAUCUCCUUGGACGAGGUGGUCAUCUUGAAGAGGCUGAAGAAGUUAUUAACCAGUUGCCCUUCAGACCUGAUGGUGUGAUCUGGGCGACAUACCUUGCAGCAUGCAGAAUGCACAAUGAUGAAGAAAGGGGGAAAGUUGCAGCAAAAGAACUUACUGAGUUGGAACCAGAAAACUCGUCUACAUAUGUGUUGGUUUCAGGCUUACAUGCUGCAGCUGGUAACUGGGGUGAAGCUAAGAUAGCCAGAGAAGCAAUGCGAGAAAAUGGAGUAUCAAAAUUUCCGGGAUGUAGUUGGGUCACAGUAGGGAACAAGACAAGCUUAUUUCUUGUACAAGACAAGAAACACCCUGACUCCCUUAGCAUCUAUGAAAAGCUUGAUGAUCUUACUGGAAUGAUGAAGAAAGAUGAUGACAUUGAGGAGUAUGAUAUGCUUAUUUCAGCUGAAAUGUUUACUUGAUGACUCAAAACCCUUUUGAACUAAAAUGCUCUGCUUAAGAAUGAGGCCCUGAUGUCAUCUUCUGGCCAAUCCAGGACUUGUGUAGAGGCUUGGUUACUGAGUUGUAGCAUCACUGCAUCAGCACAGCUUUAAAGACUAUUGGUUUCACCCUGCAUUCCAGCUCAAGGGAGCCUAAUUACCUGUGAUGAAACCACUUUGUUCAGUGGAUACCAAGAUGGCUUGUGAAGUUACCACGAGGUCACAUUCUUGAUGUGGGAAGCGGUACCAGUGAAGAUUCAGGGGGCAACUAGAACUCAUAUAUGCUCAGAUGUUGCUUAUUUGACGAAUUUGAUGUGGUGGCACAGCUGCAGUUUUCCGAUCUCUUAUGCAUUCAGAUGGUUAUUAGUCUUGUGGGAGCACGAAAUACAACUUUGUAUCCUGAUCAUAUUUUUCUACUUCCGAAUUCCACAUGGUCCUCUGAACCGUUUAGGAUAGUGUGAUCAGUAUGUCUGACUGCCAGGAUUCGCCGAAGGUCUGAUUUUGUCCAGUAUAAAUCAAUGGACAGUUAUAUGUUGAAUUAUAUAUCUGCCAGUGUUUCAGAUGUGAUUGUUAAUAACUACUCUGCUGUCUUUCUUGUGAACUAACAUUUCAGAACUGCCGCAUUGGGUUCCAUGCCACACCGUAUUAUUUUGUGUGACAUGGAUAAUGCUACAUCUCCCUAUUUAUUAUUUUUACUCAGUUAGAUUGCAAAGAAAACUACCUAGCAGCAUCCUGCCAUGUUUCAUUCUUUUUAUGCAUUGUGGGUUCAGUAGCAGUUACUUUAAAGGGCCUUUGAUUUUGCUAUUUUGUUGGCUCCAGGAAACAAAUGAGCAUAGCUGGAUGGAGCUCCAGCAUCUUGAGUUCUUGGUGUUGCACCUGUGAGACUGCAGGUGCUGACAGUCUGAUGCCUUUAGAAUUGGCUCUCAAAAUUUCAACCGAGAUUAGAGCUGGCGAACGAUUUGCAGUUUAUAUAAAGGAACGGAGGGAGUAAUACUCAAGGAAUCCCUACCUCGGUCUCUAUGCAAGAUAUUCUUACUUUCAGCUGAUUAGCAGCCACUGUUGUUCAGGAAUUUCGAGUGGCACACGUCCUGGCCUGGCAAGCCAAUGACCGGGCGGAACCGUAAUCACCGUCGCCGCCAUACUUCUGUGUACUGCUUGAAUCAUCUCGCGCUGCCUGUACUAAUUGGUUAGUUAUUUGCGUGAGCCUACGCGUCAAAAAUAAAUAAAUUGCGUGAGCCUCAGCCUCUUUAGUGUGUCAAGGACAAAGCAAAAGGAGAGUAAUGGAAGAAGAGGGCAGUGGCUUUUUUUUCAUCAGGUGCAUCCAUACAAUGUCGAGCUGGACAUCAUUUGUCAAGGUUUGUGCACAUUGAAAAUUCUUGCUGAGGACAAGAAUGAUGUUCAUCGCAAACUGAUGUAGCUUCUUAUAUAUGUACUCCAUAUUAGAUUGAUCCUCUUGAAUUAAGUUAAUCUAAAUUUAUUUAUUCAACCCAA
Aegilops tauschii subsp. strangulata is the source of this 4565-nucleotide messenger RNA. RefSeq names its product pentatricopeptide repeat-containing protein At3g09040, mitochondrial. The record is from RefSeq and is a predicted model, not a curated record. Gene Ontology annotation, biological process: RNA modification. Gene Ontology annotation, molecular function: RNA binding; protein binding. NCBI's taxonomy places the organism in Eukaryota, Viridiplantae, Streptophyta, Magnoliopsida, Poales, Poaceae.